AUGGUAUACGUUCCACCCAAGUUCCACAUUCCCAUCCGUCAACAAAGCCAUUGUUCCAAGCAAGCUGCACAUCCAGGUAACCAAAAGACAUUUGAGCUUGUCAGUCGACUCCUUUGGUGGCCAACUCUUUGGAAGGAUGUGAAAGACUUUGUGGCAUCCUGUGCCACUUGUGCCUCUUCCAAGUCUAGUAAUUCUCGCCCUUGCGGCCUAUUGCAACCUCUACCCAUUCUUUCCCGUCCUUGGACUCAUUUAGCAAUGGACUUUGUUGUUGAAUUGCCACUUCCCAAGGGGAACACUGUAAUAUGGGUAGUUAUUGACUGCUUCAUAUUUGGACAUUGUGGAUUUAAAGAUGAAGAAGAGAAAAGUGAUAAGGAAAGAAAUGAACCAACUGUUGGCUUCCAAUAUUCUGAAGAGGAAACUAAUCAGAAUAGAAAUACAGCAGGUGGGUUUCAAGAUUAUGAAGAGGAUACAAGUCAGGAAAGAAGUGCAACAAGUGCUGGUCAAAAUGAAAAUGUACAAAGCCCUUUAAAAGGCAACUGCAGCGUUUCUUUUCAUAACAAAGUUCAUACUGAAGUGCACAUUGAGUCAAAGAGAAAGAAGAUUGAAGACAAACACUUUACAACCUACAGAUACCCAUGGGACAGGACAAGCCUGAAGUCUCUACUAAUAGAUCUGAAGGCGUUUGAGAAACUGGAUGCUUAUGCUGCAAAGGUAAAUGCUUUAUGGAAUAUUGACAACUUGGUAAAGAACCUGCUCCAAGACGCUCACACAGACCUGGAGAAAACACGGGCUAUCUGGAUAUGGAUAUGCCACCAUAUUGAGUACGACACAGAGGGACUGAAAAACCUCAGCCAAGUAUCCUGUGAUCCUAAUGAUGUCCUCCGCACCAGGAAAGGAGUCUGCGCUGGGUACUCUUCCCUCUUUGAGCGAAUGUGCAGGUCUUUCCAGCUGACACGUGAUCAACCAUUCCGAUUACAAGAAAGGGUGUCUUUGGAAGAGAUCAUGCUAGACAAAGAGAAAAGCAGUAUUGCAGGGGUGCAGUGCAAUUCGGUGAGUGGAUACGAUAAAGGCAAAGGAUAUGAAAUAGGAAAAAAGUUUUCUGGAGCCUCUACCCAUGCCUGGAACAUGGUGUAUCUGGAAGAAAGCUGGCACUUGUUGGAUAGCACUUGGGGAGCGGGUACUGUUUCUUACAAUGGACCAUUUACUUUUGGGUACAAUGAAUUUUAUUUUCUCACUCACCCCGCACUAUUCAUUGAAGACCACUUCCCAGAAGAAAAUGAACACCAACUCCUGGAGCCCUGUGUUUCUCUAGAACAGUUUGAAAAACUAAAUCGUAAAUGCUAUUUCUACAAAAUAGGGUUGCUCUCCUCUCUGCCGGAUACAGUCACUGUUGAAACAGUGAAGGGAAAAGUUACCUUCACCCUUGAGGGACGUCACCAUUUUCAGUUUUUAUUUCACCUAAAUAAGACGGAGACUCCAGGGUUGAUGCAGCUGACUGAACAUGGAAUGAAACUUGAUGUUUACCCCCAAAAGACUGGAGAACAGAUAUUACAGAUAUUUGGCAAGAGAGAAGACUCAGAAGGAUCAUAUUCCUGGAUUCUUGAUUAUAAAAUUAUUUGCAAAUCUGUGGACACAAAUAUGAAAAUUCCAAAGUGUCUCCACAACCCCGUUGGUCCCAGCUGGCUGUCGGAAAAGGCCGGGCUCUUUCAGCCCUCACACCAGGACCCAGUCAUUUACACUGAAGAUGGCUGCUGUACUGUCAGCUUUGCACUGAAAGGGGAAUUGGAUGUUUUCGCUACCUUGGAAUCUGAUGAAAUUAAAAUGACGUCAGAUAUGGAGCACAGACACAUCUUCCAAACACAAAGAAAGAAUAAUGUGGAAUUUAGGGUCCGUCUGCCAACAUCUGGCACUUAUGUUCUUUGCGUCAAUGUAAAGAAUCCAAAUGCCGACACAUACACAUCUCAAUGUGAAUACGUCAUUAUAUGUACUAAACGUACAGUACAUUGGCCCAAGUUCCCUUUGACGUAUGGAACCUGGGCUAAACAUUAUGAACUGUUGGAGCCCCUAGAUGGAAUUCUUCCUGAGAAUAGUAACAUUUCAUUUAAACUUAGGGUUCCUGAUGUGACGGAAGUAUCUGUAUGGAAGGGGAAAGAUGUCUUCCCAUUGUGUCUCACUGACCAGGGAUACUGGGAGGGGAUCUGCCAUACAGGUGCAACCCAGGAGCUCACAGUUUCUGCCUGUUUUAAAGAUAAACCCAAUUUUUAUAUCUUGCAAUAUGAGGUGGGACAGAAAAAAUAAGUGUGAUGAGAAUGAAAUGAAUCAGCUUAUAAAACAUCAAAUAUUGAUCAAAGUAUAUCAUUUUUAAAUUAAUGCUGGUAAUGUAUUUUAUGUGGUAGCCAGAUUAUUAAAUAUUUGUUUAAUGGUC
Molecule: messenger RNA, 2425 nt
Organism: Xenopus laevis (African clawed frog)
Lineage: Eukaryota; Metazoa; Chordata; Amphibia; Anura; Pipidae
Product: kyphoscoliosis peptidase
Exons: 14
Coding region: 1-2298 (765 amino acids)
Source: RefSeq, a predicted model, not a curated record